AUGAUCUCGUCCACUGUGGUUGUUGUGACCUCGUUGGGAGUUCGGGCACAGAAACGGAAAAGUGGCAAGAAAGGGGGCGCGCUGGUGCGCGUCCCCGAGCUCGGAGGAGCGAUGCUGGGCGGACGGCCCCGCGCUGAUUUCGCGCAGGGCCCACCGCGCCGGCGCCAGGCAAGCAGUCAGUGCCAAGGGGGCCAAAGGGUCCUGGCGCUCGCGUGGGGGGCCGGAGGCGACCGUGCGCGUGGCGGCGAUCAGCCUGACUUGAAGAGUAGGAUGGCGACCUGGCCCAGGCGUCUUCGAUAA
Molecule: messenger RNA, 300 nt
Organism: Prorocentrum cordatum
Lineage: Eukaryota; Dinophyceae; Prorocentrales; Prorocentraceae
Source: the annotation of a GenBank genome assembly